UCUAAUGGUCUCUCAUACCUUUCUUCUACUUUCUCCGACGUUGCUAAAGGAUUGGUGGUUUUCUCUUCCGGUAUAAAACGACAAAAUAUAAUUCAACGUUGAAAACGAUGUCGAACACGGAUUGUUUUCCAAUCAGAAGAGUUAACAGGUACGACACAAUAUGAACUGUUUUAAAUGAGAGUGAUUUUUCGAGACAUUCAAAACUAAAAGGAUCAAAGCGCAGUUAGAGCACAAAACCCAAACUCACCAAUACUGACAGUUUUAUCUAAAAGUGGAAGAACGGCCUUUGUAACAGAGAACCGGAAUUGUGAUUUCGUUUGAUCUUCUUGUCAUCAUUUUCUUAGAGGAAACGUAUAUCGUCAGAGUUUAAGAUGAACAACUUAGAUGACAGUUCCUUGAAUCUCAGUUUAGACGACAUCAUGAAGAUAAUCCAAGAAAAAGACAUAGAGUUUGUCCGCUUUGAAUUUGGUGACCUUCACGGUAUUGCAAGGUCAAAGAUUAUACCAUCACGUCACUUCCGAGACAAGUCGCGCAAAGGCAUCAAUAUUCCGAUUGCGCACCUGGGCAUGGACUGUCGAGGGCGCCCUGUAGAUGAGGCGAAGUACAUUAUCCAAGGAGAUUACUGCGAUGCAGUUUGGACACCCGACCUAUCGACAUUUCGAGUUUUGCCAUGGUGUGACAAUACAGCAAGAGUGAUCUUAGAGCCCACUCUGAAAGGAAGAACAGUUGAUCUAUUUCCUAGAACAUUGGCAAGAAAACAGGUAGAUCGCCUCUCGAAGAUGGGACUGUCCCUGCUAACGGCACAUGAGCACGAGUUCUACAUCGUUGACAGACAGUCUGGGCAGCCGUUAACCCAAGAUUUCAACCUUCGAGCCACGGUGCGCAACUACACGGAUCCUCUGUUGAUUCGAUCUCUUCUACAAGCUCUACCUGCCGUUGGUGUGGAUGCGGAGAUGAUGGAUACGGAGAAGAGCCCAGGGCAGGUGGAAAUAACAUACAAACCAGCAUUCGGUAUCAAGGCUGCAGACAAUGCUUACACCUACAAGACAACUAUCAAGGAAGUGGCUAUGCAGAGGGGCUAUGUGGCUAGCUUCAUGAGCAAACCAUGGGCCGAACUGAACGGGAGCUCAGCCCAUGUCUGUCAUUCCUUGUGGGAUAUGACCCAACAGCGCCCCCUACUUUAUUCUGAGGAUCAACCGUUCGGCUUGUCAAAGAUUGCCUGUCAUUGGAUAGCUGGGCUGCUGGCACAUGCCCCGGCCCUGAGUAUCUUAAUGGCACCUACCGUGAACUGCCUCAAGAGAUUUGAAGCCAACUCCUUUGCACCCUACAAUGCCACCUGGGGACUCGACAACAGAACCUGUGCGUUACGUGUCAAGGUCGGAGGUGGCGCCGAUACGUACAUCGAGAAUAGAAUGGGUGCCAGUGGCAGCAACCCCUACCUCACUAUCGCAGCCACAAUCGCUGCUGGGAUUGAUGGGAUCCAACGAAAACUUGUCCCACCUCAACCCAUCGAAAACAACGCCUAUCUCCCUGGUAAUGUUCCCGCCGAUACGGCCAUCUUGCCUGCUACCAUGAACGAAGCUUUAGAGGCGUUUUCUAAGGAUGAUGUUAUAAGAUCAGCUCUUGGUGAUGAGUUCAUGAAGGAGUUCUGUCUACUUAAAAUGCACGAAAUGAAAGAGUACACCGAGGCAAAACUGAAGCAAGACUCGAAAUGGGAGUAUAAGAUGUAUUUCGAAUACAUCUAAAAAUUAUGUGCAAUCAAGUCCUCUUUAGUGACAACCCUUAAAUUGUUUGAAUAUAAGUAACGAAUUGGUAUAAAUAAUUAUUUAAGAUUUACAUAACACACAUGAUCUGUCGAUAUGAGAAACCUCGCAACGAAUUGUUUUUAAUAAUAAUGAUUUAAGAUUUACAUAGCACACAUAUCUGUCGAUAUUAGGUAGAUUUCGUUCCGCGACGCACGGAGGGUUCAAGGACACAGUAAAAUGACAAAGUAUUGACAAAAUAUGUCAGAUGAUAAAGCAGUCUGGAAGUCUUUGCCGAAAAUUGGUGAACCGCGCGCCGGUCAGCAGUUUCGUCCUAAUUUUCGAAGCUGACGAAAAGAUUGCAAAUAUGUCGUUUGUCUAGAGUCAAAGACGAAGAUGUCGUUUUGAUUAGCCAAUAUUUGACAAAGACUUCUUGGUUAUUCUUUGUCAUGAAGGUCCAUUUGGCAUUACAUUUUCUAUGUUCUUGAAUCAUCCAUAUGACGCGGAGCGAAAACUUCACAACGGCACACAAUGAACAAGACAUAAAACUGAUAUGUUAUGGUGUUAUAUUUAGUCCACAGACAAUGCGUGGGACUGUUCUAAAACAGAAUUAUUCAUUUCACCGUUUUCAUCACUAGCGUACUCGGGG
Molecule: messenger RNA, 2391 nt
Organism: Lytechinus variegatus (green sea urchin)
Lineage: Eukaryota; Metazoa; Echinodermata; Echinoidea; Temnopleuroida; Toxopneustidae
Product: lengsin-like
Exons: 2
Coding region: 372-1745 (457 amino acids)
Cellular component (GO): cytoplasm; membrane
Molecular function (GO): glutamine synthetase activity
Source: RefSeq, a predicted model, not a curated record